AGAACAGAGGGGGUGAAAGAGAAAGAAGAGGGGCAAAUGGGACAACAGGGGACUUCCAUGUGGACGCCCAUCUUCCAACCAGACACGAUCAGCACUCAUCCGAGCUCCAUCACCUUCACAACCUUCACUAAUACUACACUUCUCCUGAGAUUCGAGAGUUAAACUGAGAUUGAGACACAUCACAAAUUUACCAAAAGUGAUGAGACAAUCAGAAUGUUUCUGUCUGUCUGCGGCUGAGAAGAAAACCAAGACGGACUGAGAUGCACGCCUAUUGGUUUCCUGACUAGUCCUGUGAUCUCUGACUGAAGAAUAAAGAAACACACACAGAAGAAAGGAAAGGUCACACACAUCAACUCUCACACAAUGCCUCACCACAUCCUUUUCAACCUGAAGCACGACUGCUGACACAGAUAUGACAGACAUGCUGGAUGAACUUUCUGUCCUGUGCUGAGUGUAGAGAGAUGGGUAGAGGUCAGGUGAAGGUCAGUCUGUGGAUCAGUCUGGUCACUCUGCUGAUUCACUGCCCGUCCAUCUGCUGGGCAUUCCUGCCCAACUUCUGGUCCCGAGUCCUAACACUGUCCUGGGACUCGUACACACACCAGUACAUGACGGAGCAGGCCCUGAUCAACGUCACCAUCGAAACCCUGAUCAGUACACAUGGGUACCAGCAGGACGCUGACAGUCAGACAGGCUUGGGUCGGGCCUUCUGGCAGGCUGUAAAUGAGGUAGUCAGUGCCAACGCUGAUAUGGACUUCCUGAGUGCCACCCGGUCUGACCCGGUGUAUCACUUUGACUCGGAGAGAAUAGAAGGAGCCACUGAGAUGCUGCGCGAGUUCUGGAAACAGACAGUCCUGCUGACCCAGAAGAAAAAAUACCAGGCAGCAAGAAACAGUCUGGGGAAGCUCUUUCACUCCUUACAGGACUUUUACAGCCACAGUAAUUGGGUAGAAAUGGGACAGUAUACUGAAUAUAUUCAUUUGCUGAACCCCAAAGAGCCUCCAGUACCUGUGGCCUCAGAGGACACGCCUACCUGUGCUGCAUGCCAUCGAUUCAGUUGCUAUAACAACCUACUGGAAGAACUGGUCCAGGGUCCACCACGCCCACUUCUGACCACCGGUUACUUCAGCACUUACCCGGCCAAGCCCACAGGAAAGUGCAGCCAUGGCGGUAUUUUGGACAGCAGUCGUGACCAGGGAGCUGAGGGUGGCAUUAAUAAGGACAGCACCUCCCCUCUCUUCUCCCCUCAUCACUACCUCCACAAAGAGGCUGCACGCCUGGCAACCACAGCAACCCUCAGCGUGCUCCGAGACCUCCGGCACACAGUGGGGCCCAAAAGCUUCCUAAGGCUCUUCAGUGUCCAGCAGCCUCCAAGCCUGGUGUUUGUUAUAGACACUACAGGCAGCAUGUUUGAGGAGAUCACUGCAGCCCGCAUGCGAGUCCUGUCCAUCAUUCGAGCUCGGGCCCAGAGCCGAUCCCCCGGCCUGCCUGGCACUUUCGUGCUGGUACCUUUUCACGACCCGGGUUUUGGUCCAGUGUUGGAGACUGACGACCCUGAUCAAUUCCAGCUCUUUAUGGAGGAUUUAACAGCCCUUAGUGGAGGAGAUGAACCAGAGAUGUGUCUUUCUGCUAUUGAGCUGGCUCUUAUCCACAGCCCACCGUUGUCUGAGAUUUUUGUUUUCACGGAUGCCUCUCCUAAAGACCGACACCUCUACAGCACAGUAAAAUCACUCAUCCUCGAAAAAAAGAGCAAGGUGACUUUCCUGUUGACUGAAGAUCAGAAUUCCAGGAUGACAUUAAAAGACAGAAGAAAAAGAAAAAGGAGAAAGGCGCUCUCACCCGACCGGUUCUCCCUAUAUUCUUCUCUUUCCUCCAUUUCUGGAGGAAUGACCAUCUUCACCACUAAUACUGACAUUCAAAAAGCCUCAGCUAUUGUGGAGGACAGCACUGCUACCAACAAGGUGACUCUGUUACAUGCAGAAAGUGAGGCGGACUCAUCCCAUUACUUCACGGUGGACAGAGGAGUGGGCGGUGUAACGCUGCAUGUUGCUGGAAAACUCUCACAGUGUCUUCUUUCCAGUCCUACAGGUGUAAAUCAGUCUCUUCUUAGUGAAGCAGGUCCUCUAGCAGGCCUGGACCACGCAGAAGGCCUCUACCGAGUCAACCUGCUGCCACCCAUAGAGCCUGGGCAGUGGCAGCUCAGUGUGACAGCCCAAGGCCCAAUCACAUUCAACGUCUUAGGUGAAAGUACGUUAGACUUUUUCUACUACUUUGCUGUGGUGGAAAAUGAGACUCACCCUGGUCUGAGGAGGGUGGAGGGCAGUCCUAUUGCAGAUGUCUCAGCAUUUUUGGUGGUGUCAGUAACAGGCCUGUCCUGGAAUGAUGAAGCUACAUUCAGUCAUGUGACCUUGCUCAGCACCAAUGGGGAGAGCCUGCAAAAGAUUCUGCUGAAUUCUUCAUCUUCCAGUGGCUCCAGUGAGGAGCUGGUGGGCCACAUUAACUCAAUUCCCAGAAUGCCAUUCAGCAUGCGUCUCUCUGGACGAGAUGGGAAGGGAAACGAGCUGGAGAGAGUUUCCUCAGAGAUGGUCCAGCCCACUCACGUCCAGAUACUGGUCCUCUCAGCUCCUCAGCUUCUGGCUGGUCAUCACUCCACAGUUCUGUUUGAGGUGUUUAAUCAUGGCCCUGCACGCUGGUUCACGCUGAUCGCUAAAGAUGACCAUGGCUACCUCUCUGAUACCAAAGACUCCAGUUUCUCCAUAGGAGAGAGAGGCUCUGUGAGGAGGGAGGUGGAGCUCAGGAUUCCUCUCUCCACCCAAUCUGGACAGACCGUCACCCUGACCCUCAGUGUCCAGGCCCAGGACUCACCUGACUCAAACUACGCUGUAGUCCAUCUGACAGUUUUACCAGAGGAGCCGGACAUGUCCCCUCCCUCGUGUUCUUCUUUGCGGGUGGAGUCCGCCUGUCCUCCUCAGUGUUCUCUGGGCAACUGGAGUGUUUCCCUGGCACUGAAGGACCGGGGUCACUCUGGCCUGGCAUCCAUGCAGCUGGCUAAAGGCCAGGGCACCAUCACGCUGCUUCACCAGGAGACCACCAGGAAAACUGAAGGAGAGAAUCCUCUCACGCAGCUACACAAGGAGGCCACAGAAGGGCAAGCAAGCCCUCUCAUGCAGCUCAACAAGGAGGCCCAAGAGCAUCAGCUUCACCAACACAGAGGACAUGGCCAUCAAGUUCAUCAGUCAGAACCGAGCACAUUAGUGCACAGUGACCCCCCACUGAACAUCAGCCAGUGGGCACGAGGGCGGCACAUCACACUGCACUAUACCUCAAACUGCUGUGACCCUCAGGCGGAGCUGCUGAUAUGGGACAGAGCAGGAAAUAUGAGGCGCUGCCAUCUAAUUGCCAGCCAGCAGAGGGGGCUAAGAGAAAAUAAGAAAAAUAGUGCAUCAAGUAGGACUGCAGGCUUGGUGUUUCCUCUUGUAUUAUUUAGCCUUUUGAUAUAAGAACCAGUGUAAUUUUUGAUCAUUGUUUAUUACACCUUACAAAUAUGCUUGUACAUACUGAGUGAAAUAGACUAACUUGGAAAAGAGGAAACGUUGUAGGAACUGUCUAUGGAAGAGAUAUUAAACAUCUGGCACUAGUAACAGCAUUCUGCUGUGCGGCUGCUCUGCUGGAUGCUGGUCAGUUGUGGUUGAGUUGUGCUGCUGCUGAAGACAAGCGUCUCCUGCUGAUUGUAGGCGGGGUUUUCUAAAAACCAGUCACCUCUGAGACCAGUGUUUUGUAGUUUGGAGUCUCUACAGCCUCUGUAGACCUGUAUCUUUCUCUCAACCUCAAAAUAAAGCUUUGAUUCUGCUCUUC
Messenger RNA from Astyanax mexicanus (Mexican tetra), 3852 nucleotides. It is a transcript of the gene vwa7, whose product is annotated as von Willebrand factor A domain containing 7. The record is from RefSeq and is a predicted model, not a curated record. The transcript is spliced from 18 exons. NCBI's taxonomy places the organism in Eukaryota, Metazoa, Chordata, Actinopteri, Characiformes, Acestrorhamphidae. Bases 429 to 3497 code for a protein of 1022 amino acids.